AGUAACUCUCUCAACCACUGAACUUGUACAUCGAAACAAUGACAUCUAGACCAAGCUCAUGAAACCUUGCAUUCCCACACAUCUCCCUAAAAAACAUCAUGGCCGAAUCACUUCUUUUCAGCUUCGCAGAAUCACUCAUAGGGAAGCUUGCUUCUGGAGCCGUUCAUGAAGCUUCUCUUGCUCUCGGUGUGCACGCAGAUCUUCAACAGAUGGAAGAGAGCAUGUCACUCAUCAGAGCAUUCCUAUUAGACGCUGAGCAAAAGAAGCCGCUGAACAAUUCAUUGAGUGAAUGGCUGAGACAGAUCAAGCAAGUGUUCUCCGACGCAGAAGACAUAGUUGAUGAUUUCGAGUGUGAAGCGUUGCGGAAGCACGUUGUCAACACUCACGGUGGCCUCACAGGGAAGGUACGUCGCUUUUUCUCAACCAGUAAUCCUCUCAUUUACCGAAUCAGAAUGGCACAUGAGAUAAAAGACAUCAAGGAGAGGUUGCAGAAAGUUGCAGCUGAUGGGAACACGUUCGGCCUUCAAAUCAUUGAUCAAGAUACACGUGUCGUUCAUGUGACGGAUACUACUCAUUCCCACGUAAACCCUUCCAACGUUGUUGGAAGACAACAUGAAAAACAGGAAAUACUAAACCUUUUACUACAACAUGGUCAUGGCGAAAGUCUCUCGGUUGUUUCCAUUCAGGGUUUCGGUGGUUUGGGAAAGACCACACUGGCAAAGUUGGUGUUCAAUGACACCACCAUUGACGAGUGUUUCCCGUUGAAGAUGUGGGUGUGUGUCUCUGGUGAUUUUGAGCUUAGGAAUGUGCUUAUUAAGAUUCUCAAUUCUGCUCUAAACCCAACUAACGAAAACUUCAAAAACUUUGAGACGGAGCAGCUUCAAAAUCGUUUGAGAAGCACACUUCAACGCCAGAAGUUCUUGCUUGUGCUGGAUGAUGUGUGGAACGAGUAUCAAGCUAGAUGGGAUGAUUUGAAGGAAAUAUUAGAUGUAGGUGUUGAAGGGUGUAAAAUCAUAGUGACAACUCGUAGCCACAAGACAGUUACCAUUAUGUGCACCAAAUCCUCCAACUCUUACCUUCUAGAACGCCUUUCUGAAGAGGAUUCCUUCUCUUUAUUUGUCAAAACGGCUUUUAAAGAAGGGAAAGAGGAAAGAUAUCCACAGUUGCUGGAGAUUGGGAAGGAAAUUGUGAACAAGUGUGGAGGAAUACCAUUGGCAGUGAAAACCUUAGCGAGUUCACUGUUCUCUGUGGUUGAUAAAACCAAGUGGGAAGCUAUGAGGGACGAUAAGAUUUGGAAUUUGCCACAAAAAGAAAAGGACAUUUUGCCUGCUCUUGAGAUAAGUUACAAUCAACUUCCUUCACAUUUGAAACCCUGUUUUGUUUGCUUCUCCCUUUUCGGUGAGGGUUCUGAAUUUGUCAGCUUUUAUGUUGCUAAGUUGUGGGAGGCACUUGGUUUUCUUCCACCACCAAAGGAAAAUGAGACAAUGCAUGAUGUUGCCAUUCAAUUUCUGCGUGAGCUUUGGUCAAGAUCUUUUCUCACAGAUUUCAUUGAACUGAGCCAUUGCUACAUUUUUAAAUUACAUGAUUUAGUGCAUGAUCUUGCUAUGUAUGCUGCCAAAGGUGAGUUUCAGACAAUAUACCCCCGCAGUUCAAAAAUAUCUCCCAAUGCUCGACAUUUGGCAUUCAGUGAUAAUAAUCUGCUAGACCAAGCUGUUCUUCCAACAGGUCUGAGAACUAUAAUUUUUCCUGAUGAAGCCACCAAUGAAGCUUUCUUGAACACAUUGGUGUCAAGGUGCAAAUACUUGAGGUUUUUGGAACUGAGUAACUCUAAAUACGAGACUUUACCUCGGUCCAUUGGAAAGUUGAAACAUUUAAGAUAUCUCUGUCUCUUUGGGAAUAAAAACCUUAAGGGUCUCCCUUGUUCAGUAUGCAACCUGCAAAAUUUGGAAAAUUUGAACCUUAAUGAAUGCACAGAGCUACAAGAAUUGCCCAAAGGAAUAAGCAAACUUAUCAGCCUGCGUCAGCUGCAUAUAACCACAAAGCAACUUCAUUUUCCAGACCAAGAAAUCUCAACUUUGACUUCUUUAGAGACUUUAACAUUCAACUCUUGUGAUAAUUUGGAGUCAUUGUUGAAAGGGAUACAACUUUCUAGUCUUACAAAUUUGUCUUUGCAUGACUGCGGGAAACUGAAGACUUUGUCCUUUCAUGUCAUAGCAAAUUUGGAGCAUUUGCUUAUCGACAAUUGUUGUGAGUUGGAAUUGUCAAUGGGCUUUGGCAAUGGCAACCAAAUCCCUGAUUUAAGGUUGAAGUCUCUUGCUUUUAAAAGUUUGCAACAGUUGGUCACUUUGCCUCAGUGGUUGCAAGGAUCUGUGAACACUCUGCAUUCUUUGGUGAUUGCUGACUGCAACAAUCUUAAAGAGCUUCCUAAGUGGCUUUCAUCUGCGGUUUUUCUCAAACUGCUUGUAAUUGAAUACUGUUCAUCCCUGCAGUCACUCCCUGAUAACCUCAUAAAUCUUGAAAAUUUACUGAUUAAUAGCUGUCCUGAAUUAUGCAAAAGAUAUCAGCCGGGGGUUGGACAGGAUUACCACAAAAUAUCUCACAUCAAAAAAGUUUUUGUUGGUGAAUUGGAAGAGUGAUGACAAUGCUUUUUAUAAGAGAUAGUUGAGUUUCUUAAGGAUGUUGACUAAAUUGUUUCUCUCAAUUCCAAUAAUCUAAGAUCUGGUUCCACCACUUUCUUGGGAAAAUAAAUACCCUUAAGGAAUUUUACGAACUUUAGUUCGCAGCAGGGAUGGAAAAAAAAUUCAUUAGUGAAAAGUUUUUGGUUGGAUAUCUUAAUUGUAUUUAUUCAUGUGUUUUGUGAAAAGAUUUAGGUUGUUUUUAGAUUUCUUUUAGAUUAGGUAUAUUUUGUGUUUUAUCAGAGAUUAUUGUACAGGGGAGUGAAGGAUUGGAGAAGAAGUGAGGUUGUUUUGGAAGGAUCCAGUCGCCCAGCGAGCAUGCCCAGUAGCCCAACGAGCAUGCCCAGUAGCCCAGCGAGAUAGCCUUGGUCGCCAGUGAGUGGACGGUUUUCUGAAGUGGUUAUAGUUUCGAAAGUUACACAAAAUUGUUGUGUGCUAGAGUGUGGGAACGCGACAGGACCAGGAAAAAUACGAGAAACGCCAUUCUAGGGCAAGGAGAACUCACAUCAAUUCAUCCAUUCCAUCAAAUUCAUCCAUUAUUUGUUCUCUAGAUGCCUAAGAGUGACUAAACUCCUCUUUCAUUAGGGUUGGAUGUAACGAACUUAUACUCUCUGUAAUUUUCUUAUGCAAUGUAAUCUCUUUCGUUGUU
This is a messenger RNA of Vigna unguiculata (cowpea), 3324 nucleotides long. Its product is annotated as putative disease resistance protein RGA3. Gene Ontology annotation, molecular function: ADP binding. The record is from RefSeq and is a predicted model, not a curated record. Lineage: Eukaryota; Viridiplantae; Streptophyta; Magnoliopsida; Fabales; Fabaceae.